Molecule: messenger RNA, 2070 nt
Organism: Prorocentrum cordatum
Lineage: Eukaryota; Dinophyceae; Prorocentrales; Prorocentraceae
Source: the annotation of a GenBank genome assembly
AUGCUAGUUGGAAGUACCACCUCUGGCUUCGUGUUCGCGCUCGACCUCGCAAGUGGAGAUGAGCUGUGGGCAACCUGGGUCUCGAACGAUAUCGCUGGCGUCAAGGGGUCUGUGGCGUGCAAGGGCGGCAUCGUAGUGGUUGCAACCGACCGGUGUACUGACCGGUAUUGCUACAGGUACCGUAACCAGACUAAUGUCCUGACGCCAGGUAAUGCCGUGGUGCGGGGCCUGAGUGCCGCGGACGGCAGUUCCGUCUGGUCCUACAAGACCUUCCAGCCCACGUGGAACAUGAUCCCACUGUGGGGCCCGGGAGACUCCGUGAUGUUCCAAGAUUGGGAGGGCAGGGUGUACAGCUUGAACUACCUGACUGGCAACCCCAAUUUCAUGGUCGGCGGUGACAUCGGAACGCACACCAAUGCGCACGCCGUGUACGACUCCAACCACAACGUCGUUGUUGCUUUAGGCGUGAAGUUUUACACCUCGGGCCGUUGCAACCCGUACCCAGCGCCUGGCAUCCUCCCCUCGUGCUGGACGUGGCCAGGCACCAGGGGCUUCAUCCGCGGCUACAACGCCAGCUCUGGCAGGAGGAUCUGGGAGGUGCAGACGCCGGAGCCGCCGGCCAGUGGCACCGCUGCCAUGCUCAACACCCCCGCGUUCCACACCCGCCUGGUGGUCACCCUGGGCCACAACUGCUACCUCGGCUCCCCCACGCAGAUCUGGGGCCUUGAUCCCGACGACGGCGACAUCAGAAGAGCAAGAAAUGGAGCAGGCGAGGGUGCCGACGUUCGCCGGGCCAUGGGCGGCCGCGAGAAGUGCUCGCCGAACAGUUGGUCCAUGCCAGUGGUGGAUUCGAUGGGCGACAUAUACGUUGGUAACCAGGUCGGCCAGUUGAUGAGGUACGGCUUUGCGGGGGCUGAGUACCGAUCCGAGCUGCUGUCGACUCUGACGACCGGCGUGGCCUUCCAGGAUGCAGCCAUUGCGUUCGGCGCAGGCGUCAUGGCCGUGUCCACCUGCACCUCCCUCAUUGUUUUUCAGACCAUGGCAGCGCCCCGCUGGGCCGCCGCGCGGCGCGCGUGCUCGGGCCCGCCCGCGGGCAGGCCGGCGCCGGACGACUACGUCUGCGCGCCCUGCCGGCUGGAGAAGGUGGACGAGUUUCACCCGGCCGUGGGGCCGGCGCUUCUGAAGUACGGCUACGCGUCGUCCUCAUCUACAUUUUCGCUCACCUUCACCUCGCAGGCGGCGCAGUGGAAGAAGCAGCAGUGGGCCGUGCACCUGCGAUCUGUAGACCUCAGCAGCUCCACGGACCUGAGCGGGCCGGCGUGGCCGCACCGGGUCCAGGGGAAGCUCAACGGCAGGCAGUGCGUGGCCAUCGACCCGCCGAAGCACCUGCACGUGCGCCGGGAGCAGUGUUAUAACCUGACGCCGCUGCUGCGGCCAGGCUCGAACACGCUCGAGCUGAAGUUUUCCAACAAACCAGACAGGCCCAAGGAGGAGCCAGAGACCCACUACUGCGUCGGGGUGGUGCUGACCCGCCCGAGGUCUGUAGCAUCCAUCAUCUCGCGCAUAAAGGGCCGCUCCUCCCAGACCGUCAUCUCGGGCAGAGCUCGGGUCGAGGGGCUGAUCGCGGAGGUGGCUCGGAGAGAGGCCGGGCAGGACGAGUGCAAGGUCACGGGCAACUUCGGCCGCAUGCUGAAGCCGCUCUGCCCCGUCUCCUUCUGCCCGAUCGAGGAGGCCGCCAUCGGCAGACUCUGCAACCAUGUCCAGGUCUUCGACCUGCAGUCGUACAUAGCGGUCAACCAGAGGAUGCGCUCCCUGGACAAGCGGUGGACCUGCCCCGUGUGCAGCCUGCCCCUGAGGCCGGACGACGUGGUGCUGGACCCGUUCUCGCAGGGCAUUCUUGACACGCUGCGUGGUGACGAGGACUUGGUUGAGGCGAUUGUCUUCAACGAGGAUUGCUCGUGGUCGACCAUCUCCGCGGUCAAGGAAGACAAGCAGCGGGCCGCCGCCGGGGACGGGGACGAGGGAGCCCCCGACGGGGCGGAGCUCAUCGACCUGUCCGACUCCGAGUGA